CAGUGACAGCUGGUAUAACAAUGGCCAUUGAUACUAGGAUGUUGCUGAUCCAGUUUUUCUUCCGCCGUAUACCUUACUUGAGAUGCCUUCUCAAACAAGAGCAUUGUUCGAGCUCACCAGACUCCACUGGUUUCCAGUAGGGUGCGACUUUAUGUUCUGGCCUUUCGGUUGGGCCUUCCUGUCUGCAGCCUAUCGUCUGGCGUUACCAGUGAACGAAGUCAUCAGGACUACUUCAUUUUUUGCAUUGCUGGCCAUACUGGUGCAUAGCGCAGGCUGUGUUCUAAAUGACAUGCUUGAUUGCGAUCUUGAUCGCAAAGUCGAACGCUCGCGAGGUCGACCGAUCGCAUCAGGAGUCGUCAGUACGACAAAGGCUUCAAUGCUUCUGUCUGUUCUCAUUACCGCCCUUUUCUACUUGUUUUCUACUUGUGGCACCAAAGCUUUCACACUCGGCGUCGUUGCAUUCCCCGUUUGCAUCGCGACGUAUCCGCUGAUGAAGCGUUGGAUGAAUUGGCCUUCUUUGUUCCUCGGUUUUGCUUCUAGCUGGGCCGUCCCAGGAACGUGGGUUGCAAUGACUGACAAUUAUAAUUGGGGUAUAAUCUUAAACAUAGCAAUUGCGUCGUGCUGCUGGACUUGUAUCUACGAUACCAUUUACGCAUGCCAGGACAUAAAGGAUGAUGAGAAGGCCGGAAUCAAAUCCAUGCCAGUUCAUCUGGGCAAAGCCAUUCGUCCUGUAUUGACUUUAUUCGAUGCAACCUUCUUUGUAUGUCUUUUGUGGGCUGGUUACUUGAACAACCAGCGCCUUCCGUUCUAUAUGAUGAGUGUCCUUACCCCGUUUCUCCUGUGUCUCUGGCACAUAUGGUCUUUUGAUCAUAACGAUCCAGGAGACUGCUGGAAAAAAUUCACGGCCGGUCGCCACGGCGGGGCGAUGGUUUGCGUUGGAUUGAUCGUUGAUCACCACUUCAAACUCUUGUCCAACGCUGGUUGAAAAUACAAUUUCAUUCAUUUUUGCUGAGCUCUUUGUACAUGAUUAUCGAUUAUCCUUUGGAAUUCAGUGAGGAUUUAUGUAAUUGCAACAGAUGUAAUACUCGCUCACCGCCAAUGGUACAGUCACCUGGUGUUUAAUCGCUACUAACACACGAGAAUUUGACAUAUCUUUGAAUGUAUCUCCGUGCGCAAGUUGACAAUGA
This is a messenger RNA of Suillus fuscotomentosus, 1187 nucleotides long. RefSeq names its product UbiA prenyltransferase family. Gene Ontology annotation, molecular function: 4-hydroxybenzoate polyprenyltransferase activity. Bases 83 to 985 code for a protein of 300 amino acids. The record is from RefSeq and is a predicted model, not a curated record. Gene Ontology annotation, biological process: ubiquinone biosynthetic process. Gene Ontology annotation, cellular component: mitochondrial inner membrane. The transcript is spliced from 8 exons. NCBI's taxonomy places the organism in Eukaryota, Fungi, Basidiomycota, Agaricomycetes, Boletales, Suillaceae.